Messenger RNA from Cryptotermes secundus, 1819 nucleotides. RefSeq names its product zinc finger protein 239. Gene Ontology annotation, cellular component: nucleus. The record is from RefSeq and is a predicted model, not a curated record. Bases 473 to 1687 code for a protein of 404 amino acids. Gene Ontology annotation, molecular function: DNA-binding transcription factor activity, RNA polymerase II-specific; RNA polymerase II cis-regulatory region sequence-specific DNA binding. Lineage: Eukaryota; Metazoa; Arthropoda; Insecta; Blattodea; Kalotermitidae. The transcript has 5 exons. Gene Ontology annotation, biological process: regulation of cytokine production; regulation of immune system process; negative regulation of transcription by RNA polymerase II.
UCAAGACGAGCUCACAUCAGACUGCCUGGCGUUUUGUGUUUAUGUUAAUCCCUGAUCCCUGAUCCCUGCCCUAAGCAAGGCUUGAGAUGUUAUAAUUGUUUCUACAAAGGGAAGAGUCAAAAUGUACUGUGUGCUUGUAAUUUGUUAUAUGUUUGAAGACUUAAGUAGCAGAGAUUUCAGGUAAAAUAUGGAAUAGCGCCUAUUUGUCCUGAAACAUAUUUCCAGAACUGUAACCCUAAUCAAAGUGUGUGAUAGGGUAGAGUAAGUUCCACUAUGAAAUUAGCACCAGAAAUGAACCAUGUUCAAAUGCAAUUGAAAUCUGUAAGUUGGAGGAGGGAAAAAAACAGGUAAAGUGGCCUUUCCCAUCACCCUUUCAGGACUAUCUAGUAUCUUCUUCCCCAGUAUCUUACCUGCAUGUCACAUACAGUCAGGUGCCAACUAUUACAAAAAUAACAAAACCUAACAAAGUGAUAUGCAGCAAUUCUCUCCAGUGCAAUCAGUGAUAAAGAAAACGCCGAAGAUGGAUGUGAUUAAAGAGGAACUUGAUCGCCACUCUCUGUCUUCACACAGUGAAGGAGAACAGGUCAAUAACAUAAAACAUGAAGAUGACCCUGCACCACAACCGUUUUGUAUAGUGAAGACUGAAGCCUAUGAUGACUGUUGGGAUGGAACUGUUAUAAAGGAAGAACUGAAAGAUGAGGUCUCAGUAGAGGAGCAUGAGGAAUGUGUAGAGAGUGCACAGCAGUUGACUGCUUCACAGGGCUCCGUCCUUGGUCGGCCGAAAUCUGACGAAGAGUCUGAUGUCUCCAGAGAGGACAGUGGCUUGGUCAGCACAUUUCUACAUGUACAACUUGAUGGAAAAGUAGAAAAUAAUGUUCAAACUGUGAAUUUGGUUGACCCUUUAAGUACAGUGAGCAGUAAACAGUUUCCAGAAAACUCUUACUUUACAGAUUGUAUUAGUUCGCGUACAGAAGAGAAACCAUACAGUUGUGAUAUCUGUAACAAGACAUACUCGAGCAAAGGCUCUUAUAAGCACCAUUAUCGCAGUCAUACAGCCAAGAAGACAUUUGUUUGUGAUGUAUGCAAUAAGAAGUUUUCAAUACGUAAAAUUCUCAAGAAUCAUUAUCGUAUCCAUACCGGUGAGAAGCCUUUUGAGUGCAGCGUGUGUAAUGCAAAGUUCUCACGUAGCGCAAGUCUCCACAGGCAUCGUACUACACAUACAGAAAUUAAACAGUACAAGUGCAAUAUCUGUGGUAAAGACUUCUCAAGAAAUGAUCAUUUGAAGAAACAUUACCGCACACAUACAGGAGUGAAGAUUUACAAGUGUGAAGUGUGCAAUAAACAUUUUUCACAAAAGGAAAAUCUAGUGAUACACAGUUUUAUUCAUACAGGUAAAAAACCUUACACUUGUGAGGUUUGCAAUAGAAGUUUCUCCCAAGGUGGACAUCUGAAUGCACACAAACUUAUACACACCGGGGAGAAACCAUACAAUUGUGAUGUGUGUAACAAGAAGUUUCCAGUCCGAGAGAAACUGAGGCGUCAUUAUCGUAUUCAUACAGGCGAGAAACCAUAUGAAUGUGGCGUAUGUGAACGAAGCUUCACAGAACUUGGCAAUCUUAAGAGACAUCAUUCUCGUGUGCAUGACAAAGAAAUGCCUGAUAGUGGACAAGGAGUGGACAACGAGUAAUUCACAUCGUUAAAAUCUUCCUCUACCUUAGAAACAUUAUGUAUCAAAUUUUGAUAGGAUUGAACUGUAUAGCACCUUGAAAAUAAAUAAUUUUGUGUAUGUUUGUAUCUUGCACAAUAGCCUGCAAUGAAA